UAAUGUCGGGGAGUGAUUUCGCUCUUACAGCACCUUUUUCUCCCCGAUUUUACGACCAAAUGAACCUUAUCUAGAAGAUGGAAUGUAUAAAUCCUGAUUGUACAAAAGCAGAUCUUCUUAAAAGGCUGUUUGCUGGCGUAGAGAAAGCCGAAGACCUGCCUAAAAUAUGUCCUUACUGCGGAUCUUCCGGGCUGCGACAAAUAUCAGCCAUCAACAUAACGAAAGAUGAAACCACAAUUUCAACAGCAAAUGAUGAAACAACUACGGGACCAAGAGAAGAGAAAAGUUUGGAAGCUUCAUCAAUAAUCAAAAACUCCCCUGGACAUCAAAACACAGUGGAAAAUAAAGAUGAAAGAAAGACACCAGUAAAUGAUGAAAAACCUGCAGUCAGACUCAACAUUGAUUCCCAACAUGAUAUUAAUGACAACGUGCAUGGUAUUCAGUAUACAUCAACAAAAGAGAGCAAUGCAACAAAAGGAAAACAAGUGCCUGAUGUUGUGAAACAGCAAAAUGCUGGUAGUAGUGAAGAUAUGUCAUGUCCAAGUAUCAGCUCUAAUAAAGGUUUGCAAACAACUUCAGAUACAUCAAGCUGCCACGUGCCAUUGCUUAGUCAAGUUCAUACUGAUUCCAGUGUAGAGUCAAGUGUAGACAAAACCAUUUUGCAUAAAUCAGAUCAUGGUGGUAGGGAGAUGAGUGAGACGUCUACAGUUGUCAGGGCCCACAUGUCUGUCAUUGAUGACAACAUGCACAGUAAUCACCAUGCAUCAACAGUAGAGAGUGAUGGAACAAAAUCAAAGCAAGUGUCUGCAGAUGUGAAACAGAAUACUGGUAGUGAAGGUGUGUCAUGUCCAAGUACCUCUGAUCAAGGUUUGCAAACAGCAUCAGAUACAUCUACCUGCUGUGAGGCAUUACUUAAUGAAGUUCAUACUAAUUCCAGUCUAGAGUCUAAUGUAGACACAAUUUUGUCUAAAUCGAUUGAUCAUGGUGUUAGGAAGAGUGAGAAGUCUAAAGUCGAUAAGACACACACCUCUGAACAAAGUAACAAUGCAAAGGAGGCAUUUGAAACUCCACCUUAUAACACUAGACUACGAGUGUCAUUGAAUAAUAAACAGAAGCAAGCAAGUAAGCCUAAAAACCAGGGUAGCCUUGAGCCAAUGAACAACCAACAGCAUCAAAGUAGUGACCAAAGGACAAAUGGAGUCAAUGGAAAAUCUUUGAAGGGAAGUGUGACUAUCCUUGGAACAGCUUGUGUCUUUGGAAAAACAAAUGAAAGUAUGCCAUGCAGUUCUAGUGCUACUGAAGAUUCUAAUCUAACUCCUGACAACAACCAACUGGAAAAAAAACAUUCACAAGCUAAAGAACAAACAUAUGUGAACAAAGAUAAUGGUGAAGCCAUAUCAAAAGCCAACGAAAAAUCGAUGGAUCUCGAUCCAGAGAAGAAUGCAGAUAAAGGAGGUGCUGAGAGAGAAAAUGAUUCAAAAUUACCUGUUCAAGCUAAAGGAGAUGACAAUAAAUCUGGUUCUGCUUCUAAUACUGAUCAAGAAUCAGAGUCUGAAGAAGAAACCAAUAAACCAUCAGAACAAAAAAGUGGACCUGUACCCUAUGAUAAGGAAGUGAUUAAAGAGAAAAAGAAAAAAAGGAAAAAUAAGAAGAAGGGCAAAAAAACUUCUAAAAAGGAACCCCAAAAGGAGGAAGAACCACAAGCAAGCACCAGUAUUGAUGCUAAGGCACAAAUGACAAUGACAACACAACAUGAGAAAAAUAACUCUACACAUGGUAAGCAAGAGAACCAACCAGUUGAACACAAGAAUUCUAGAGAACAGUUAAGGGAUAUACAGUGCACAGUGAAUGCACCACCUCCACCUGAUGUAACAGCACAAGACUGUGUCACUGUCAUAUUCCAUGCCUUAUUGUCACCUGACUUUCACUUCAACCCU
This is a messenger RNA of Actinia tenebrosa (Australian red waratah sea anemone), 1937 nucleotides long. RefSeq names its product E3 ubiquitin-protein ligase rnf213-alpha. Gene Ontology annotation, molecular function: ATP binding; ATP hydrolysis activity; ubiquitin-protein transferase activity. Lineage: Eukaryota; Metazoa; Cnidaria; Anthozoa; Actiniaria; Actiniidae. The record is from RefSeq and is a predicted model, not a curated record.